UACGGCAAUGUUAUUGUCUAACUAGAUAUGGUAAAUGUAGUAUGGUCUUUCUUAAACUGUCUACGAGUAUGGUUCAGUGCACGGUUAGAAGUUAAAACUACCAUUGUACGUUUUAACAUUAACAGAAUACCAACAAAUGGUCUUACAGUGUACUCAAUUCUGAAUUAUCUUUUUGGUUGUAGUCCAAAUGGUAGUUAGCAUUUAUGCGUUAGCUAAUAAACGGUGGUUUGUUGACAGUCGUUUCUAGACAGUCUGUCAACCUAUUGUUCACCUCGCAACUAACGACCGGAUGCAUACGUCUGAGUAAUAUUAAAAGACAAAACAGAAUUUUACUGCAUCAUUGGGUACGUAGCUAACGCUUAUUAGUUAGGAUACAUCACUAACGUAAGUCAAUCAGUAACAGCAACACGGCGUCCUUAAGUUAACUUAAGCACCGUAGGGCAAACCUAUGCUUUCUUGAAAUAGAUAGCGUUAUGUAUGGCUGCAUACAAUCUUUUAAGAUUUACUCACCUAUUGAAGAAAGGACUGCCCAGGAAACAAGUCUGGACAAAACCAAGGAACACCUCUAUCGUGGUGUCAGCUCAAGUUGUGUUAAUUACUGCACUGACAGACUUUGGACCUUUAGUAAAGACCUUCAGUGUUGAAAUCAGUGUCCCAACGUCCCCAUCAUCUCUCCAAGUCCCAUCUUUAUGUAUUCGGAGCAGAGAUAAUGACACAGUAGCUCAAGAAAGGAGGAAAAAAAACCUAGACACAAAGAUGGAUAUACGGCCAAAGACUGGAGCAGAUAGAUUACGAGGCGUACAUUCAAAAGGUUGCCAUCAAAAAAACGGAGCCAGACCUAAACAGACGUUCCGGAAUACUCUUGAACAAUGGUUGGUUAAGCCCCCCAAAAAAACAUGUACAGCUGAACUGUACCAAACCCAACAGGAUGUAGAGAUGGCCGAUGAUGUUGGCUUUCAAAGUGCUUCAGCUCAGGAUCUGUACUGCCAGAAUGCUGAAGUAUCUGACUCAGAUGAAGAACCCCAACCUUUGACACCACAAGACCUGGAUGAAGACCAGUCUAUGUCACCAGCAUCCAAAGAUUUAGCAGGGAGUGAUCUCAUACAGACAGUGUCCCACAAUUAUGAUGGAUUAGAGACUGAAGAAGAAGGGACAAGCUCAGAGAGCGCUGUCAAACACAAUACCAAAAUAACAGACUUCUUUUCAGGGACAUCAUCACCAGGUUUACAUGUGAGACAGGGCAAGCCAGAGAAGUCUGCUAAGAAACAAAAUGCAGACAAGGAAACUACAUCGGCUGUGGUCAAGACUGAUGUCAAAUGGCUGGGGACGCCAAUCAAUAAACUAAAGAGAAUGCCUGAAUGUGGUGGGCCGCUUCCUCCAUUGAAGGAUGUUCCUGGCCAGCACACUGUGAUGAUAAGGACAGACCUUCUUCAGAACGGUAAAGUUCCUGUUCCAUACCCGGCUAAGUUUAAGGAUACCUGGGAUGAUGUCCAUGUCAAGAUGCCCUGUUCGAGCGGGAACCUAUUUCCUGUGCAGGAUGAGAAGCGGAGUCGGUGGGAGCUGAUAAAGGAAACUUUAAACAACGCAUUUACAUGUCAACCCGACCUGCAGAAUGCAAUAUUGAAAUACAAUGCCUCACAGGCCAAGAAAUGGGACUUCACCGCAUUACGUUUGUACUGCACUAAGGUCCUGGAGCCUGAUGCUGCUGAACAUCUGUUUGACUCCCUGCUGCCAGACAUGGUGCAAUUAGCACUGAGAGCGUCUGAGCUCUGUACCAAGCCGAUACCUCUCCUCAAGAGAGGCAUGAACCACUCCAUCACCAUGUCUCAGGAGCAGGUGGCAUGUCUGCUCGCCAACGCCUUCUUCUGCACCUUCCCCCGACGCAACUCCAGAAGGACUGAGUACUACAACUACCCAGACAUCAAUUUCUUCAGGCUGUUUGAGGGACCCUCUUCAAGGAAGAUUGAGAAACUGAAAACCCUGAUGUGCUAUUUUAAAAGUUUGAGUGAGCAAAAGCCAACGGGACUUGUGACAUUCACACGGAAAAGCUUGGAUAAACCUCUGAAUUGGGAAAGCUCACAGACUCAGCUCACAAACCUUCACAUUACUUGUGAAGGGACCAUUGAGGAUGAUGGUUAUGGAAUGCUUCAGGUGGAUUUUGCCAAUCGGUUUGUGGGAGGAGGAGUCACCAGUUCUGGUUUAGUCCAAGAGGAAAUUCGUUUUCUAAUCAACCCUGAGCUUAUUGUUUCUCGCCUCUUCACUGAAGCCCUUGAUCAUAAUGAAUGUCUGAUCAUCACAGGUACACAGCAGUACAGUAAAUACACAGGCUAUGGUCAGACAUACCAGUGGGAUGGCAGCCACCAGGACACAAAUCCAAGUGAUGGCUGGCAGAGAAGGUGCACUGAGAUUGUGGCCAUUGAUGCUCUGCAGUUCAAGAACUUUCUAGAACAGUUUCGUCCAGAGAAACUUAACCGAGAACUCAACAAGGCCUACUGUGGCUUUGCUCGCCCUGAGGAACAAAGCAUAAACCUUGCAGCAAUUGCUACGGGGAAUUGGGGCUGUGGUGUUUUUGGAGGUGACACACGUCUGAAAGCUCUGCUCCAGAUGCUGGCAGCUGCUGAGGCGGGCCGAGAUGUGGCCUAUUUUACCUUUGGUGACAGCCAGCUCAUGACAGAUGUCCACAAGAUGCACUCUUUCCUAACUCAGAGGAAGAUCAGUGUCGGGGAGGUGUAUGAUCUCCUGGGGCAGUACUACAACUCAGUGUGCAAGAGCUGCCUUGGCCGGCGCCCUGACGUCAGCCUCUACUCCUUCAUCUACCAACAGGUCAGCUCCUCCGUGGCGCCAGAUGACUCCGACAGGGGCUUGGCCAGACAUCACGUCCCUGCAGACUGUCGUUAAGGUCAGGUGGCUGAUGAGUCACCGUGCCCUAUCUUCUGAAAACGAAACUAAAGCGGGUUAAAACAUUCUCCGUCUACCUUAAGCUUUUUUCUUCUUCUCUUUCAUAAGGCAAACUUUUGAUUAACAGUGGUCGAUAUACCAAAUGUGGUCUCAGCCACUGGCAGUUGAAAAAAGACAAUCUAGCAUGCAGAUCCUUUUCACAAACAACUGAACUGCAAAGCGUGAUUAGUUUGGACCCUGUAUGCCUGUGUUCAUUUAGCCGCUGCUGGUAAUACGCUGAUCCACUGAGCUUCAAUAGGACGCAAUUGUGAUUUUAAUGGUGAAGCAAAGGUUGCCAUCCAUCUUCUGAGUUUGUCAUGUUGCCUUUUUUACACCCACACAUAUCCGGCCUAAUUGAAUUGGCUGUCAGAAAUCAAGUUAAAGGAAAAGAAUAACAAGAACGGGGUUUUGGAAAGCUUGGCGUGUUCUCAGGAAAACGGUUUGAGUUAAAGAGCUGCCUUGCUCUUUGGGAAAUAAUGUCUUACCUUCUGCACUUACAGCAAAAUUCUAGAAAAAUCCAUGAAUACAUUUUUGGGGUUCUUUGCUGAAUAUGAUAGUGACUCCAAAGAACCCAGUUGCACUUAAAAUAUUAAUUUGAUUGGUUUGUUUCUGUAUUUUAUAGCUCAUUUGUGUGAAUCUGUUAUUUGUAGGCUUUCUUAAUAAUUGCUGUAUAGCUGCACUUGAAUGAAAAGUGAGAUUUUCUUUUUUCUGACAGUUUUUGUUUUUCAAACAGCCUAAAUAAAAUCUGUUUAAAGUAAAUGUAAUAUUCAAAUUAUUAAUAUUGCCUAUGUUUUAUUCUGAAGCACCAUUUGAAUAGAGCCACAAAUGUCAGUCAUAUAUCUCUGAACAGUCAGAAUGAGACCCUCUUGUCUCAUGAAUGUUAAAGGCAAAUGAGUUUCUAUACAGCCUUGCCAUUUAUCUACACUUAGCUAUUGCUUCACCCUUUCACUCACAGUUUAAUAAGGUCAUACCUUUUAUAUAAACUGUACAUGACACCUCAUUAAGUAAAGAGUAGAUCAUAGAACAUUAAGUCAGAGGCGAGAGCCAGGCAGUGGGGCUCCUGGCUGAUUUCUCUGUCCGUCAGAUGAAACUGCUUCAUUUGCAUCAAGAAGAAACUGUUUGACACAAGAUUCAGAGGUUAGACCAUUGUCACUUUGUAUUUAUGCUAAAUAUUGUGAUAUUUGUAGACAUGUCAAAAUAAUCUUGGGCACACAAUACAAUUUCACAUAUGACACUGGGUUCACAACAUUAAAAAUUGAAUUUGAUAUGUAUACUAACACCCUGUUUAAAUCUGAGUUACAGAUUACCCAAUCAGCAGGAGUUUAUGACUGAAUACUUUUAGUUGAAUGUUAGUUUUGUCCCUUACUAAAUAGACUCCUGGGACCCUGAAUAAGUGAAUGAAUAAGCGGAAGCUUGGUGCGCUCAUGGAAUCAGGACUUGAAGUAGGUGGGUCUCUCUUUGUAGCUUGCUGAGUUCAAAAAAAGCCUUUGGUGGCGUCUCUCCUAAUGGGAUCCAUCACAGACACACGGGGUAUCCUACUGGAUUGAUCCCUCUGCAGUAAGCCCCAUGUGUGUCUUUGACCUUUCGGAGACCAUCUGUCAUAGAGUCAUGAACAGUGUUUAGUCUCUUAAACAUGAUCACAUUUUGACACAGGACUGUACUACAGUUUUGGGUGGAACAGUUAGGUAAAUAAUGCAGUUUGCAAAUAAAACUUUGAAAUCUAUAAGCUCGGCAUGCAGAGUGGCAGUUGGAAAAACUACUUUUCUUUGUUAUGUUUGUUGUAUGGGAGAAUAUUUACCCAAAUGACAAAUACACUUCAAGUGAAGCAAAGAGACAUCUAAUUGGUAUUGUAAAAUUUAUUUUUAGCAUCCAUGAAGAUUUGUUUCUGAUUUUUGGGCGUUAUUUUUGAAGCAAAGAUCAGCAUUCAACUGCUUCAGUGGCAAAUUUGGGUUUGAGUUAACAUUUGAUCUGGUGAAUCAGGGGAUCAAGCAACCUUUAACAGGUCCCUUUUUAGGUACAGUGCACUCAUACAUUUGGAUUGAGUACACACUUAAAGCACUAUAGCACACACCAUGUAUUCUUGAGUUUAUUGUUUACAUGAUCAAUGGACCCCAGAGAACAUAAAAAGCAUCAAACAGUUCAGUCAUUCAGUUCAUUAGAGUCUUUUUGAAGCUGAAAGGACAUUGAAAUCUAAUCUUUACACUUUUGCUUUGUUUCCAUCCAGGAAGGUCGGCUCUGAUACUGUAGGGUACUGUAUUAUAAAUGGGGAGGGCUAUUUAAAUUCAUCAUAAGUUAUUUACUUCAUGUUUCCUCAUCAUUUUUGAUCAUUAGUGGAAACUCUCUGUAGUGUUUGGAGGAGUUAUGUGAGGAUCUCUUGGCCACAGAAUAAAGGUAUUAUCAGCUGAAUAUUGAUAUGUUUGAUGGAACCCUGGGAGCUGUGGCUUACAUUUGCUUGGACUGAAUACAUGAGACAAAAAUAUGAUUCCUUGUCAUGAGCUGCCUUUUGUUAAGCAUUCAUACUUUGUCCUUUUCAUGAGAAUAUCUUAUUUUAUGAAAAACAAAGUGGAUGCUGCACAUACUGCAUAUACAUACAGGGGCUUUGGAGUACAUGUGGGAUUCACCUUAUUUGCAAUUGAUUCUGAGCUUAGAAAAUUAGUCAUCAAUUACCAUUUUACACUCUCUUGGUGAAAGUCAGGAAUUCUAACAUCAAAAGACAAAAAAAGUUUAAAUGUUGGAUUAGGUUCCCCAAUAUAACAUCAGUGCAUCUUAACAUUGUUUUCCUGUUUGCCUAUUCAUUUUCCUUCCAUGUGUUCCUUCACUAUGGGCUGGCCUCAGUGCAUUUUUUUCAUUCCAGUUCAUUAAACCUCUAGUAUGACCCCUCUAUUACAGAAGUCACCUGUUCAAAAUUACAUUUUAGACAUCA
Messenger RNA from Etheostoma cragini (Arkansas darter), 5860 nucleotides. RefSeq names its product poly(ADP-ribose) glycohydrolase. Gene Ontology annotation, biological process: nucleotide-sugar metabolic process; carbohydrate metabolic process; ATP generation from poly-ADP-D-ribose. NCBI's taxonomy places the organism in Eukaryota, Metazoa, Chordata, Actinopteri, Perciformes, Percidae. Bases 478 to 2898 code for a protein of 806 amino acids. Gene Ontology annotation, molecular function: poly(ADP-ribose) glycohydrolase activity. The transcript is spliced from 17 exons. Gene Ontology annotation, cellular component: cytoplasm; nucleus. The record is from RefSeq and is a predicted model, not a curated record.